AUGAUUGUCCCCGGCGAUGUUAUCGAAGACCACCCCCUGGUGAUGGGUCCCGGGGUGUAUGAGGACCACGACCGGGCCAUCCCCACCGUGGCAGGCUACUACCACACCCAGAAACGGAAACAAGGGCUUGUCGCCUACGUUGAGUCCGCGGGCAAACACUACGUGCCUCAUCUCCACGACAUGGUCGUGGGCAUCGUUGUCGGCACCAUUGGUGAAUCAUACAAAGUCCAGCUUCAGGACUUCUGCCAGCCGGUGCUCUUAAGCUUUUACUCCUUCGCUAACGCUACCAAGAAGAACCGCCCUCAACUAAAACAAGGGCAAGCAGUGUACGCUCGGAUAUCGCAAGCCAUCCCUGAAAUCGAUAUUGAAAUUGAAUGUGUCGAUGCCGCCGGUAAGGACGGCGGGUUUGGUCCCUUGGACGACCAAGGGAUGGUGGUGGACAUCGGCAACUUGGCCUACGCUCGUGAGCUCUUAUUUAACCAUAAACUGCCGGUGCUUGAACACCUUGCCACUAAAUGCAAGUUUGAAGUUGCUGUCGGCACCAACGGCAAGGCGUGGAUCCGUGCUGGUGAUGCCGCCAACCCCAACUUACGAGGCACCAUCGCUGCCGCCAACUACGUGGUGGAAAUGCAACACCACCCGGCCGAGGACGCUGCCGAGGUGUUGGACCGGGUAUGGGCCCAAUACCAAGUCGACGAGGACGUCGACCACGAAUGA
Diutina rugosa is the source of this 717-nucleotide messenger RNA. Its product is annotated as exosome non-catalytic core subunit. NCBI's taxonomy places the organism in Eukaryota, Fungi, Ascomycota, Pichiomycetes, Serinales, Debaryomycetaceae. Gene Ontology annotation, molecular function: RNA binding. The record is from RefSeq and is a predicted model, not a curated record. Gene Ontology annotation, cellular component: nuclear exosome (RNase complex); cytoplasmic exosome (RNase complex). Gene Ontology annotation, biological process: U4 snRNA 3'-end processing; CUT catabolic process; exonucleolytic trimming to generate mature 3'-end of 5.8S rRNA from tricistronic rRNA transcript (SSU-rRNA, 5.8S rRNA, LSU-rRNA). The transcript has a single exon. The coding region runs from base 1 to 717 and encodes 238 amino acids.